AUCUUAUUUUUCAGAUUAUUAAUAAAAAUGGAAAGAUGUAGAAUAUUCUAUAAGUUUUCUAUAAAUAUUAUUGUAUUUCUAUGUUUGCUCGUUGCAAGUGAUGGACAAGAUAGCUCACAGAUGGCGCCAGAGGGAGGAUUUUUAAAACGAGAAUACAGUUUAACGAAGCCAUAUUCAAGUAAUGGAAUGACGAUGCCAUUCUGGGAUUUUCGAGAUCGUACGAUGUUAACGAACAAUUUUAUCCGGCUUACCUCGAACCACCAAGCUGAGGUCGGAUCCGUGUGGAAUAAAAUUCCGUUAUACCUGCGCGACUGGGAGAUGCAGGUUCAGUUCAAAGUUCAUGGUGGAGGUCGUACACUGGGUGCCGAUGGGUUUGCGAUAUGGUACACCAAGGAGCGCAUGACACCGGGUCCAGUGUUUGGGAGCCGCGAUGAAUUCCAUGGGUUGGGAGUUUUCUUCGACACUUAUAAAAAUGGACCACAAGCUGUGACCUUCCCACAAAUAACAGCGAUGGUCGGCAAUGGUUCGGUGAAAUACGAUCAUAUGACAGACGGAAAAUCGAACGCCAUCGGAAGCUGCCUCGCUUCGUUCAGAAACAAAGAUUACGAUACUUUGGUUUCCAUUAAAUACGUCAAGGAAACUUUACAGAUUCGCUUAGAUAUCGACGGGUUGGGCGAAUGGCGAGAAUGUUUCUCGAUGCCCGGGGUGAAACUUCCCACCGGGUAUUUCAUCGGGAUGUCGGCAGCUACCGGCGAUCUCGCAGAUAACCACGACUUGAUCAACGUGAAGUUCUUCCACAUGGAUGCGGGGAGGUCGGCUGAGGAGGAAGCGGAGGAUUGGUCAACAGUGUUGCCGGGUGUUAGUUAUCUUAAACCUCCGAUCGACAACCGCGACGACGUUGGAUCAGGAGAUUUUCGAAAUUCUUCGGUUUCUGGUUUCAAAUUAUUUUUAUUGGUGGUUUGCAUUUUGCUUGGGGUUGGGGUAUGCGUUGUGGUGGGGGUGGUCGUGUUCCAGAAACGCCAAGCGCAAAAUAGGAAAAGAUUUUAUUAAUUUCUUGCGGAAUUCGUGAAAUUCGUGAAAACGCACAGUGGUCGAUACGUGACGUUUAUUCCAUAAUAAUGGCCAUUGUUGAGCAAGUGUAUUUAAACAAUGCAUAUUGUUAUGUAUUUAUGAAGCAAAGUACUUAAAUAAUUAGCUUAUUCAUUAAUUAUCGUCAAUUACCUGCAGUAUCUCGUUAGCCAAUUUAAUCGGAAAAUAUUCUAAUUCUCGAAACACUGUGUGCAACAAUGGACAUUUGGUUUUACACAUUUUAUAAUAUUUCUAUGCUUGGACCUUUUGAAGUUUCAACGUUUGAUCAAAAUUAACGAGAUGUUUCCGCGUGCCUUCGAAUGCAGUCGUAUUAAACUCCCAACCAACAAA
Ciona intestinalis (vase tunicate) is the source of this 1419-nucleotide messenger RNA. NCBI's taxonomy places the organism in Eukaryota, Metazoa, Chordata, Ascidiacea, Phlebobranchia, Cionidae. The record is from RefSeq and is a predicted model, not a curated record.